AGAGUGGCGACCUCAUCUAGGUCGUCCAUUAGAGCAGAGAGUCAUGGCGUCCAGGAGCUACAACAGCGGGAAUCACUCCUCUGGCACCCAGGCAUGGCGAUUGCAGAGCAGCCAGAUUGGUAGACAACGAGCCAGAUUCUUUGGAGAGGGCUCAGCACACCAGCGGCCGUUUUAUAGAUCACGGAUAGGAGAUUCCAGAAAGCUUUCUUUUAGGAGUAAACGGGAUUUCUUAGAAUCAGAGCAUAAUAAUCAAGCUGGUCAAACUGAUUUGGGGCAGCGGCGCAAGUUCGCCCAGAAAAAUAUAGCUUGGAACGAAUCCAGGUUUGAUGUAUUGAUCGAAAGCAAAACUUUUAAUUUUGAUAUAGUUGAUGAAACUACUAUCCGUAUCUCUGAAACAAAGCUAGGAAUUUCAUCUUUUCUGGAAUUGGGCACUGUCAGGGCAUUGUGGUUGAAGGAAGCCAUUCCUAAGCUCUUUUGUGUGAUCAAGUCUUGUAAUAGAUUAAAGCUUGGUAAUGCUUUUCUUAUUGAGAGAUUUGUCUAAAUAGGACUAAAACAAGGUAGAAUUGUAAAAAUAAGACUCCUAUGUUUUAUUUAGCAAAAAUAGGACUAAAAAGAGGUAAUCUGACAAAACUGCCCUUAAUUAAAAAAAAAGCCCCUCCAAUUCACCGCAUCACUCCAGCCGACAGACCAACAUCGAUCAGAUUCAGAUGCCCACGCCAUCUGCGAUGAACAACGAUUUGCGAUGAAGGCCAGCAGCAAUUUGCGAUGAAGAUGCCAAGGCCGCUUGCCUGCUCUUCUCCAAGACAUCCAGUAAAUUGUAGAGGUUGAGAAGAAGAAGGAGGAGAAAAGAAGAAGAGAAAGAAGAAGAGAAGAAGAGGAAGGAGGAGGAGGAAAAAGAAAAGAGGGUUACCUGGCCGGCAGAUUAUGGCAGAUUGGGGAAGAAGAUCGCAGAGCGACGAUGCGAGGAUCGAUGAAUUGCAGCGGAACCGGGGUUUUAAUUGUAGAAGGGUAAGAUUGUAAUCUGGAGUCCCAUUUAAGCAAUUUAAAACUUGAAGUCCUAUUUUGGAGUUUUAACCAUGUUUUAGUUCCAUUUAGGAUAAUUUCUUUUUCUUAUUCUGUAUGAUAUGAAUUUCUAUGGAGGUUUUAUCCGAAUCAUUGAUAAGGGACGAGAUUCGUUAUUUAUACCAGAAGGGCGCAACGGAAUAGGAAUCAAUCUUUUUCUGAAAGGGAUUGCUAGAGCAAUAUCUUUGAUGAAAAAAAUUGCCCAACCACCAACACCAGCUAUAACAUAUGCUCCCAAGGAGGUGUGCUCAGAUAACUUUGAUUUUGAUCUUCAUGUUUUGGAUAGGGGCUAUUCUGGGCAGACCGAUUUUUCCAGUUCAGGUGCUUUGUUUCAAGUCGAUAUUGAACAAGAGUUGAUUUUUGAUGAACAACACUAUGAGAAAAUUCCUGAAACAGAUGCAUUCUCAAAUCUUAAGGACUUCUUUGAACUUACUUUGUCAAAUGGGGUGGACUCACUAUCUUGUUUUCUCACCAAUGAAUUUGAGAGGCUACUAGAUAAGCGUGAUAAUCUGAUUUUGGGGCCCACUUAUGAAGGAAAAGCUAUUGUAACCGAUACUGUUCUGGAGAAAACUGACCACCAACAACCCAAAGUACCAGAGUUUGGAUGUCUUGGUGCUCUUUCUGAUGCUUUUGUUUGGGAUGGCUAUUGCGGUGACUCGUGCUGUUCAUGUUCGGGGGAUGAAUAUCUUGGGCAUGUUUCAGAAAAUGAGAAAAGGGUUCCAAUCUCAACAUUGGAUGAUUUAUGGGAUUCUGAUGCCAAUGAAGAUAUAUGUGUCAAAGCUUUAAGGGUUACACAAGAUAAUUACUUACCAACACAAACUUUGAACACCCAGAAAAGAAUGUUCAGAAAAAAGAAUCAGCGAUCGCAUCUUAUGAAAACAAGAUCGCAAUCACGAAUAGGGCUUUGAAGAAUUGAUUGAGGGUCGGGAUCAUCUAGAUAGGGUCAUAGGGAUU
This is a messenger RNA of Cuscuta epithymum, 2016 nucleotides long. The record is from the annotation of a GenBank genome assembly. Lineage: Eukaryota; Viridiplantae; Streptophyta; Magnoliopsida; Solanales; Convolvulaceae.